AUGCGAUUGCGUUGGCUAUACUUGGUCUUUCUGCUGCUGCUGCUGGAUCAACUAGCAGCGGCACAGCGCCGUCAAGCUCAGAGGACACGCAAUGCGGGGGUUGCCCGUGCCAGGAAUCAGCAAAAUGGGGGUGUUGCAACUCUGAGACGUAGCCGUCCUCAGGCUCGGAUCGUAAACAACAGCAACGGCAACAGCAAUUCGAAUCGACUCAACAAUCGCCGGAGGAGAGCAAAUCGCUUGAGAAGAUUGAACAGAUUGAACAAUCAGAACAGAAAUAGAAGGAAUCGUGCAACCAGAAACUCAACUUCUGCUCGCAUUGUCGGCGGCGUCCAGCCGCGCAUAACAGGUGGCUCCAAUACACCGAUCAGCUCGAUGAAAUAUCUGGUGCAAGUGCAUCGUGGCGACAGUCUGUGUGGCGGCUCUUUAAUUACCCCCCAAUGGGUCCUGACAGCCGCCCACUGCGUAUCGGGUUUUGAUGCCUCCUCUUUUUAUGUCAUCGGCGGCACAUCCAAACUGAACGGAACGAAUGGUGUGGUGCGCACCGUCACCUCGACCCACGUAGCGCCCUUGUACACCAAAAAAGUGAUGAACAUGGAUGCCGCACUACUGAAGCUCAACGCGACGAUGACGGGCACAAAUAUUGGAACCAUUGCAUUGGGUCAGCGUAUGCCACGGCCGGGCACUAGAGUCAGAAUUGGUGGAUGGGGCGCCUCCAAGGAGGGUGGCAAUGCGGUCACAAACUUGAGAGCGGUGCAGCUAAGAGUCGUCCGUCAGCGCUACUGCAGAGAGGCCUAUAAAGGAUCGACCCCCAUUACCAAGAGAAUGUUCUGUGCACAGGCCAGGAAUAAAGAUUCCUGCACCGGUGACUCGGGCGGCGGUGCAGUGCAAAAUAACAAGCUGAUGGGCAUUGUAUCCUUCGGCACAGGCUGUGCCAGGCCCAACUAUCCAGGGGUCUAUACCCGAGUGGGCAACUUACGCAAUUGGAUUAACAGAGUCAUUGCAAAUAAUUGA
Messenger RNA from Drosophila hydei, 1011 nucleotides. RefSeq names its product trypsin-like. The record is from RefSeq and is a predicted model, not a curated record. Bases 1 to 1011 code for a protein of 336 amino acids. The transcript has a single exon. Gene Ontology annotation, biological process: proteolysis. Lineage: Eukaryota; Metazoa; Arthropoda; Insecta; Diptera; Drosophilidae. Gene Ontology annotation, molecular function: serine-type endopeptidase activity.